UUUGCCCACAAGAGAGAACUAAAUCACUGAAGAACCUCAAGUAAACCCGUUCUAAAGUAAUGCAGUUGUGACAUAAAUGGGUGUAAUGUGCCUCAAUGACAGUUGAAUGAUGUGAAGCAUUUCAAUGCCAACACGUACAUUAAAAUCACCAGUUUUACAUUGAAAUAUUACGACGCACAAUUAAUCGUAGAUUCUACAUCGCAAUGUAACAAUGUAGCCCAACCAGUCAGAAACGUUUGUUUUGGCAGGACGCUGUUGCUACACUGUUUCCGGCUGCGGUUCGCAACUUCACUACAGCUUCAUGUUUCAACAGUCUGAGUGAAGCAGGGGAAACAACUGUCUUUUCUUCAACCCCAGUUGCUCUGCGUUAACUUUUUCUUAUAUUUUUAAUUGUUCUAUUUAACUUUUUAUAUCUAUAAAUGACGCCAAUGAGUAAUAUUUGAGCAGUUUGUGCAGCGGUCGCCUGUCACCAUGAGAAGUCGCAGCAACUCUGGCGUGAAACUGGACAACUAUGUCCGGAUAAUUCAUCAAACUAUCCUCAAGCACCAGAAUCCAGUGACGGGUCUCCUCCCUGGAGGUCCAGAUCACCCUGAUGCCUGGGUCAGAGACAAUGUGUACAGCAUCCUGUCAGUGUGGGCCCUUAGUCUGGCCUACAGAAAGAAUGCUGACCGUGACGAGGAUAAGGCCAAGGCGUACGAACUGGAGCAGAGCGUGGUGAAGUUGAUGAGAGGAGUCCUCCAGUGUAUGAUGAGGCAGCUGGAUAAGGUGGAAAAAUUUAAAUACAGCAGAAGCACGUCUGACUCCCUUCACGCCAAAUAUAAUACGUCCACCUGUGCCACAGUGGUGGGAGAUGACCAGUGGGGCCACCUGCAGGUGGACGCCACCUCUCUCUUCCUGUUCUUCCUGGCUCAGAUGACGGCCUCAGGUCUUCACAUCAUCUACACUCAGGACGAGGUGGAUGUGGUCCAGAAUCUCCUGUUCUACAUAGAGACAGCCUACAAAGUGGCAGAUUAUGGUAUGUGGGAACGAGGUGACAAAACCAACCAGGGCAUCACUGAGAUUAACGCCAGCUCCAUAGGAAUGGCCAAGGCUGCUCUGGAGGCUCUGGAUGAUCUGAACCUGUUUGGAGCCAAAGGAGGACCAGGAUCUGUGGUUCACGCUCUGGCUGACGACAUCCAGCACUGCCAGUCCAUCCUCACCUCCAUGUUACCCAGAGCCUCCAUAUCCAAGGAGGUGGACGCAGGAGUCCUGGCCAUCAUCUCCUACCCGGCCUUUGCUGUGGAGGACAUUAGCAUCGUUAACAUGACCAAGGAGGAGAUCAUCUCCAAACUGCAAGGUCGAUACGGCUGCUGCCGGUUCCUCAGAGACGGACACAAAACUCCCAAAGAGGAUCCAAACCGACUGUACUACGAGUCAGCAGAGCUGAAGCUCUUUGAGAAUAUCGAGUGUGAGUGGCCACUUUUCUGGACCUACCUGAUCCUGGACGGAAUCUUCAUCAACAGCCCUGAACAGGUCCAGGAAUAUCAGGAUGCUUUGGAGGGAAUCCUCAUCAAACAGAAGGAUGGGAUUCGUCUGCUCCCUGAACUUUACAGCGCUCCUGCUGACAAGGUGGAGGAGGAGUACCUGCAUCCUCACUCGGUGGACAGAGUCCCCCUGGGAAAGUGUCCUCUGAGGUGGGGACAGUCUCUCUACAUCCUGGGAAAACUGCUGUCUGAGGGUUUUCUGGCUCCUGGAGAGAUUGACCCUCUGAACCGUCGGUUCUCCACCAUCCCUAAGCCUGACGUGGUGGUUCAAGUGUCUAUCCUGGCCGAGACGGAGGAGAUCAAACAGCUGCUGCUGAAGAACGGCAUCGAGGUGGAGACGGUGGCCGACAUCCAUCCCAUCCACGUACAGCCCUCCAGGGUCCUGAGCCACAUUUACGCCAGGCUGGGACGAAAUCCCAGACUGGGUCUGACUGGACGGCCAUACAGGAGAAUCGGAGUUCUGGGAACCUCCAAGUUCUACAUCAUCAGAAACACUAUCUUCUCCUUCACACCUCAGUUCAUCGACCAUCAGCAGUUCUACAUGGCCCUGGACAACAAGAUGAUCGUGGAGAUGCUGAGGACAGAGAUCUCUUACCUGGCCUCCAGGUGGAGGAUGACCGGACGACCCACGGUGACCUUCCCUGUCUCACAGACCAUGCUGACUGAAGACCAGUCCAACCUGGACCCUGCCGUUCUGGCGACACUGAAGAAACUUCAAGAUGGCUACUAUGGAGGAGCCAGAAUCCAGACAGGGAAGCUGUCGGAGUUCUUCACCACUUCCUGUUUUGCUCACCUCAGCUUCAUGGACGGUAAGACUGCCAGCAGCCAAGAGAGUCAUGAAGGUAGCGACGAUGGAAAGGUGCAUGACUUUCGCUGUGACGAUGAGGCAGAUGAUCUAGCCCAGUACCUGGACCACCUCUUGGCCCACGCUGCUCCCAAGAAGCCCAAACCUCAGGCGGGCGGACUGGGCCGCUUCAAGGCCGCCGCUACUAAAACUAAAGAGAUGGUGACGCUAAUGAGCAAAGCUCAGGACCUGAAUGUGCAGAAUGUGAACAUGUACCUACCAAACAAACUUUUUCGCUCACAUCAUCUGUCACUGAAUCUGAACCUCCCUGAAUCUUCAGAACCACAACAGACCCAGACUCCGGAUGUGACAGGGGCAGCUGGGAGCGGCAUUCCCACAGAUGCCAGUGGAGCCGUGGAUCACGUGGCUCUGGUGCAGCUUUUGAAGGAAACUCAGAGUCUCCAAGACCAGGCUGAUAUUCUCUACAUCCUCUUCAAAGACAAAGGGAUGGACUGGGACACUCAGCUCCAUGGUAAAGGCUCCACCGUUUGCUCUCUGCUCACUGAUCUGUAUGAAAAGGUGGGGCAGCUGAAGCAGUGGGGUUUGGUCAGGAUGAUCUCAGGAAUGUUGAGGAAAAAGGUGGAAGAGCUGGACUCGGCCUGCUCUGACUUGUUGGCUCACCAGAAGCACCUGACAGUUGGUCUCCCCCCUGAACCAAGGGAGAAAACCAUCACAGCCCCCAUCCCUCCAGACCGACUGGCUGCUCUGAUCGACGAGGCCAGUGACAACAACAUCAGUGUGGCCAUCCUGACACAGGAGAUCAUGGUGUACCUGGCCAUGAGCAUCAGGACUCAGCCCAGUCUGUUCAGUGAGAUGUUCCGCCUCCGGAUCGGCCUCAUCAUCCAGGUGAUGGCCACUGAACUGGCUCAGUCGCUCAACUGCUCAGGUGCAGAAGCCACAGACAGCCUGAUGAGUCUGAGUCCGUCGGAACUGAAGAAUCUCCUACAUCACAUACUGAGCGGCAAAGAGUUUGGAGUCCAGCGCAGCGUGAGAGACCUGGACACAGGAGUGAGUCCAGCCAUCUCCAUCCAUCAGCUGGGUAACACUGGAGCCACCAAGAGUGAGAGAGCAGGGAUCAGCAAACUGAAGAGUGACAUGAAGAUGCUGGAGCGCACGUUGUCGGUGACUCCCACCAGUCAGUCGGAGCUGUCUUUGACUCCUCGUAAGGGAAUCAGAUCUCAGUCUCUGGACGUCGACAACAUUGACUCCGGGCGUUAUCGUCUGCCCUCCAUCGAGUCUCUGGACAUUCCCGACAACAUUCCGGUUUCCAAGGACACCAGACAGGGACAGUGGCUGCGCAGGAGGCGUCUGGAUGGAGCCCUGAACCGAGUCCCUGUCGGCUUCUACCAGAAGGUGUGGAAAAUCCUGCAGAAGUGUCAUGGUCUCUCCAUCGAAGGAUUUGUUCUUCCUUCUUCGACCACCAGAGAGAUGACCGCUGCUGAGAUAAAGUUCUCAGUCCAUGUGGAAACGGUUCUAAACCGGGUUCCUCAGCCUGAGUACCGGCAGCUGCUCGUGGAGGCCAUCCUUGUCUUGACCAUGUUGGCCGACGUGGACGUCCAGACCAUUGGCUCCAUCAUCCAUGUGGAGAAGAUUGUCCACCUGGCCAACGACAUGUUUUACAAAGACCAGAAGGACCUGGGAGCAGAGGAUCACAUCCUGGACAGAGACCCGUCCACAGGGGUAUGUCGACUGCUCUAUGACAGUGCCCCCAGUGGCCGUUUUGGCAGCAUGACCUACCUGACCAAGGCUGUGGCCGUUUAUGUUCAGGACCUGCUGCCCAGCGGCUCCUGCGCCGUUCAGUGAAAAAAAAAAAAAAGAUCCCAUUAAGCUCUUCAGAUACUGCAGUUUUUACCCAUCGAGUACUGCAGUGCUCGCCUGUUAGGUGCUGUAGAUUACACAAAUUAAAUACUGCAGUUAUCACCCAUCAGAUACUACAGUAUUUAUCAAUCAGAUACUACAGUUUUCACCCAGAGCACAGUUGGACUAGUCUCUCUUUUACUUUGUGUGUGUGGUGUCGCCGUUCAGUGAAUGAGAGUGUGUGUGUGUGUGUGUGUUUGUGUGUGUGUGCAUGCGUGCGUGUGUGUGUGUAUGUGGGUGUGUGUAACAGCUAAAGUUCCUACAUUUUUAGGCUUCACCUCAGGAUGUAAAGGCUGUUGUUUUCCCAGAACUUUGACUGGGAAAAUCUCCACUUUUUCAUAUCUGGAUUAUUAACACCAGCAAAAUAUCCAGACAAAAUCCUCUGGAAUUAUUAGAGUUAAUUUUUUUUUGAGUUAAGAGUUAAUUUAAUUAGUGUUGCUGUUUUUGGAAUUGUGUUUAGUUAACAAGUAAUAUUGUUUAGAUCAGAAUAAGGGAAAUGAUGUGUCGUGUGAGUAAACAUGCUAAAAUGCUGCUGUCGGUUGAAUGAAGACAGUGGAACUAACGUUGUCCUUGUUUUGAGCAGAACUGACCUUUGACCUUGCUGUGACCUUUAAGAUCAAGACGAGACGUGCCAGAUAUUUUUGUUAGAGGAACAUAAAAGUGUUACUGAUGAUUAACGUUACACUCCACAUCAUCACAUCUGUUUUCACACUUUCUCUCACUUUAUGGAAACCUCCGCUGAAUGGAGUCAUUGUUUCCAGCAGAAAAUGUCUACAUAACGUAUUGACUGAGAAUUCAAUUUUAAAAAAUACAUGUGUAAUAGAUGACAAGUAUUUAUUAAAAGUCUCUGAUGCAG
Cynoglossus semilaevis (tongue sole) is the source of this 5080-nucleotide messenger RNA. It is a transcript of the gene phka1a, whose product is annotated as phosphorylase kinase, alpha 1a (muscle). Gene Ontology annotation, molecular function: calmodulin binding. NCBI's taxonomy places the organism in Eukaryota, Metazoa, Chordata, Actinopteri, Pleuronectiformes, Cynoglossidae. Gene Ontology annotation, biological process: glycogen metabolic process. The record is from RefSeq and is a predicted model, not a curated record. The transcript is spliced from 33 exons. Gene Ontology annotation, cellular component: phosphorylase kinase complex. The coding region runs from base 472 to 4170 and encodes 1232 amino acids.